Molecule: messenger RNA, 3221 nt
Organism: Poeciliopsis prolifica (blackstripe livebearer)
Lineage: Eukaryota; Metazoa; Chordata; Actinopteri; Cyprinodontiformes; Poeciliidae
Gene: sybu
Product: syntabulin (syntaxin-interacting)
Exons: 9
Coding region: 508-2649 (713 amino acids)
Biological process (GO): axonal transport of mitochondrion; synapse maturation
Cellular component (GO): cytoplasmic microtubule; vesicle
Source: RefSeq, a predicted model, not a curated record
UGUUGAAACGGGGUAAACAGCUCCACGUUGGUCAGCGGGAGAGAUAGACGUUAUAAAACAUGCUUUGGGAUGGAUUAAGGGAAUUAAUGCAGACGCCCACUCCAUGCCAUUUGGAAAGGACACCAACCAGAUGAGGCUUAAAGAGUUACAGCCACACCAACAGCUUUUAAAGAAGUCGGAUUUUUUCUGGAUUGUCUGCAAUUUGUGAUGAGGGAUUAUUCGUUCCGCUUCCACCUCCCAUUCAAAACGUUCCGAUUGGAUGCUGAAUUAAAUUUGCCAUUGCAACAUCAAAGUACGCAGUAAUUUGAUGUCGAAAUGAGUUGAAUUGAGUUUCACCGACACAUUUGAUAUACACUUUUGGUGGUUGAGAUGCUAAAAUCUCAGAGAGGUUUUGAAGACAAUGAGAUGGUUGAAAAGAAGAAGAAACAAAAGGCUGAGCAAAGUGGGGUUUAUUUGGAACCAGUUUAAUCAGGAUAACAUUCACAGUGGAGGAGCUUCAUCAUCCUAAUGUUAUUUUGUGUCUUCUUGAUUCUUUCAUGCAUGUUUGAGAAAUCCUUUUAUCUCCCAUGUCAACCAUUCAACUGUGCAAAAUGCCUGGGUGGACCGAGCAACGCCUUUCAGACGCAGCUGCUCAUCAGAGGGAACAACGCUGCAAUGGGACCAUUCCAAGAAUAUGAGGAAAAGAAGUCACCCGAGAAAGGAAGCCCCCGCAGCCGCAUCCCACGUUUGGUCCUCCAUCCUUUCCGGUUGAAGGACAAAGGCUCACCUCUGUCUGACUCCCUGCUGUCCGAGGAGGAGGGGAAGGACUGCGACAUGAGCUCGGACCACUCCAAGAGGACAAUCAGCACCAACAGCUUUUGCUCCGAUGACACCGGCUGCCCCACUAGUCAGUCUGUGUCCCCCUCCAAAACUCCGCCAGGCUCUGAGCGGAGUGCCCACGCGUCCCCGAUGCUGCCGGAGCGCAAAGCCAAAGCGAAGAGGGUGAGGGUGGUGGCCGACGGCGGCGGGGAGGCCCGCGGCGCGCCCAGGCACAGGAGGGAGAUGGGGUCAGCCCCGAGACCCCGAGUCGUCACUAGACACGUUACGAUGGUGUCGUUUGAUGGGAAGAGAUGUUUAUCAGGCAGCGAAGCAGAUUUCAGUUCCUCCAGCAGCACAGGCAGCCUGAAGACCAAGGAGAUCCUCACAUCGAGUUCAGUUGGGAAGAAAGUUUCUUCGCGCUGCCGUGGCCCUCACAUCAGAACGCUCCCGGUUUUCAAACCAGCCGGGGUUUCGCCUUCGAAGCAUGACGCCGAACUGUACGCCCCCUUCAGGACUCCCCCCAGAGCUGCGUCUUCGACUCUCAGCAGCAGCUGCAACUCCAGUCCCUCUUCUAGAAGAGUCAGCUCGGGCCGCUACCGCUCCUGCGGAGACAACCACGGUGUCAGGCCCCCGAACCCUGAGCAGUACCUGACCCCGCUGCAGCAGAAGGAAGUGGCCAUCAGACAUCUGAAGACCAAGCUGAUGGAGUCGGAGAACAAAGUCCACGACAGAGAGAACGAGAUCCAAGAGCUCAAGUCCCAGCUUUGCAGAAUGAGGGAAGACUGGAUUGAAGAAGAAUGCCACAGAGUGGAGGCUCAGCUGUCCCUCAAAGAGGCCCGCAAAGAGAUCAGGCAGCUGCGUCAGGUGGUGGAGACCAUGAAGAACAGCCUGAUGGAGAAAGACAAGGGAAUACAGAAGUACUUCAUUGAUAUCAAUAUCCAAAACAGGAAGCUGGAGUCCUUGCUGCACAGCAUGGAGCUGGCCCAAAGUGGCUCUGCCCUCCAAGAUGAAGGUGCCUUGGACUUCAUGUGCGACGGUCCUGAAGGGGACGAUAAGAAGCUGAUGGGUGAGGAGGAAGGAGGGCUGGAGAUGGGGAAUCCGGGAGCGGAGGCGAUGGCAGACAGUGGGCUGCUGGUGAACGAUGAGAUGGCCAACAGAGAGGACAUCUUUGGGCAUGUCUUCAUGUCGACUGCAGCGGAUUUCAGCCAGGACUCCAGUUGCAGGCAAGGGCUCCCAAUGGAGACAGGCGGCGGGUGGCCUGUGCCGUCAGAAGACAGACGGUUAGCAAACGAAUCUUCUCCAGCAUCUCCGCAAAAUGCACUUUUGUCCACAGUCACUGUGUCUUCAAACGCACCUUGCCACCAAAACACAGAUGACAAAGAAGUUCAGACCGACUUUCCGUCCAUAUCGGCAGACCUGCAGGCUCUACUACUUCAGCUGCUGAAGCUCCACGGAUCAUCACUAGGGGACACAGCUCCUCCCAGAGGUCCCCUGGAACUCCCAAAGCUACCCACAUCCACGGUGGAUCAAUCCAACACGUCUGCUGAUUCCGGUUGUUCAGACAAUACGAAGAGCAGCCAGUUCAUAGAGGAGCUGGACUUCACCGCCCAGGAAGACCAAUCUCUCGAAUCAACGAGACAAGAACUGGUGGACAAGCGUUACUGGAGCAACAGCUUCCUGGUUGACCUGGUGGCGGUGGCAGCCCCCGUGCUGCCCACUGUUGCCUGGCUGUACGCGAGGCACGGUGUGGACGGAAACCCUCCGGUCUACAACAUUGGGGCCCUGAUAAGAGGCUGUUGCAUCAUGGGAUUGCACUCGCUGCGCCGCGUCGCCCGUAGACCAGACGCGUAAUCGCUGUAAACAUGCAUGCUCACGCCUAACUUUGAACUAGAAGCACUUUGCAAAAGAGUAUCAUGGGAACGUCUAUUUUUUGUUGUUCAACACUUGAUGAGAUUAUUGCAGCUGCUUUGGUUUCAGCACUGGUAUUUUUGCAUUGUAUAGUCACCAUAAAUGGAAGCUUGAUGGUGACCAAAUAGUAUUUAUUCUUUAUUUAUAUAUUUAUUUACAUUUAAUAAGCAUAUCAUCUGAGUAGAUGGUUAUGUCCUGUGAUAUCUUUUAGUUUUUUGUUUUGUUUGUUUUUUUUAUUUAAGACUUCAAGGAAAUGGAAGUGGAUGCUAAUUUGUAAUGUUUUGUGUUGCUGUUCAUAAAGAAACCUUAAACCUUCAGCCAAAGCUUUAAUGUGAGUUCACCGUUUUUUCUGUGAAGUCCCCUCACUUGACCCGUUCCCUUUCGGAGUGGAGCUUUACACUGUACAGCUUGUGUAUUGUUCAUACAAGGCUUGUUCUGUGCCUGAGCAAAGUGCAACAUUGUCGGCCCACAUCAAAUGUCAUUGUAACUUUAUUAAUAAAGCAUGAUAAUUCUGA